Molecule: messenger RNA, 2100 nt
Organism: Eimeria necatrix
Lineage: Eukaryota; Apicomplexa; Conoidasida; Eucoccidiorida; Eimeriidae
Product: glutaminyl-tRNA synthetase, putative
Exons: 10
Coding region: 1-2100 (699 amino acids)
Biological process (GO): glutaminyl-tRNA aminoacylation; translation
Cellular component (GO): cytosol; cytoplasm
Molecular function (GO): ATP binding; glutamine-tRNA ligase activity
Source: RefSeq, a predicted model, not a curated record
AUGCGAUUUGGAGCAUUCCGUUGGGCCAUAAGCCGCGCCGACGUCAAGGACAGUCCUAUAUUUCCCAUCUUAGACCCGUUUCUGCGGCUCUCAGUUUCGUCCUUUUCCGCUCACGACCCUCGCCGUCCUUUCCUAUGCAGAAUGGCGAAAUCUAACGAGGUGCCAUCCCCUGAUUCUGCCGCUGCAGCAGGGGGAGCGGCUUCCGGCAGCGAUGUCCCUGUAAACUUCCUGUCUCAGAUAAUGCAACAAGAUCUGGCCUCGGGCAAGCACAAGUCUAUAGUCACCCGAUUCCCUCCCGAGCCCAAUGGCUUCCUCCAUCUGGGUCACGCGAAGUCGAUUUGCAUCAAUUUUGGUCUCGCGGCGAAGUUCAACGGCAGAUGCCACAUGAGAUUUGAUGAUACAAAUCCUACAAAAGAAGAAACAAGAUACAUCGAGUCAAUCCUGCGCGACGUGAGGUGGCUGGGUGGCGACUGGGGAAACCACCUGUACCACGCCUCAGAUUAUUUCCCUCAGCUGUACAGUUGGGCUGAGCAGUUAAUUGAAAAGGGCCUAGCUUUCGUCGACUUCGAUUCUCUGGAGGAGAUACGGAGAAAGAGAGGCAGCAUUACCGAGCCGGGAGAGGACAGCCCAUACAGGAACAAGUUCACUAUCGAAGAAAACCUAAUGCAUUUCCGAAAGAUGCGUGAUGGGGAGUACGAGGAGGGCCAGUGCGUGUUGCGGGCCAAGAUAGACAUGGCCCACAAAAACGUGGUCAUGAGGGACCCGAUCAUGUACCGCAUUCUCAAGAAGGAACAUCCACGCACAGGAAAUAAGUGGGUGAUAUACCCUAUGUAUGACUAUGCGCACGGCCAGAGCGAUUCAAUAGAAAAGAUAACUCAUUCGAUCUGCACUUUAGAGUUCGAUCUAAACAGACAGCUGUAUGACUGGUUUCAAGAGGCUCUUGGGAUUACAAGGACAAGACAGAUUGAAUUCGCAAGGCUUAAUGUCACAUAUACCGUCAUGAGCAAACGCAAACUAUUGGCUUUGGUAAAUGAGAAGGUAGUGGCUGGUUGGGAUGACCCCCGUCUGUCGACCCUUUCUGCCCUACGUCGCCGAGGUGUACCUCCAGCUGCCAUUCGAGAUUUCUGCGAAAGAGUUGGAGUGGCACGGAGGCCCUCAACAAUUCAAAUUGAACUUCUCGAAAGAUGCAUUCGAGAAUACCUUGACGAGAGGGCACCGCGCCGCUUCGCCGUGAAGCAGCCGCUGCUGGUUAAAAUUACAAACUUUGGUGCGGAGGAAAUUUUGACAAUCCCAAGCGAUCCCAAGAGACCCGCAGCAGGCAGCAGACAGCUGGCGUUCACCAAUGAGCUUUACAUCGACGCUGAAGACUUCAUGGAAAAUCCACCGAAAGAAUUCCACCGAUUGUCGCCUGGCAAAGAAGUGCGACUUCGCUCAGCUUAUUGGAUCAAAUGCAACGAGGUGGAGAAGGACGCAAACGGUAACAUUACAGCUAUCAUCUGUAGCUACGAUCCUCAAACCCUGAACUGUUCCGUCGCUCCCGAUGGCAGGAAGGUCAAAGGAACCAUUCAUUGGCUACCUGCCAAAUACGCAGUACCGGCUGAGCUGCGUUUCUACGACCGCCUCUUCACAAAGCCCUUCCCCGAGGAAGAAGAUCCAAGCAAGCCAGAAGGCAGCUGGAGAGACAACAUAAAUACCAACUCUCUCGUGGUUUACCGCGGUUUUGUGGAGGCUGACGCGGCUGAUCUGUCGCUGUUCCCCCCACAGUUCGCUUUACAAUUUGAGCGUCUUGGUUUCUUCACUGCUGACGCUCCCUGCGAAUAUGUCCUGGCAGAAAAUGAGAUGAAAACAAGCGAAACUGCAGAGUACUUCAAGGAUGCAAGGGAAUACCGCAGGGAGCCCGGUGCCAUCCCCGUGUUCAAUUUGACUGUUGGCUUGCUUGAGGGUUACACUGUAUCGAAAGAGAAAGAGGAGGAAGCAAAGAAAAACAAACAAAAGGAAAUGGAAGCACGGAAAAAGGCAGCAGAAGAGAGACAGCGCAAGAAAGAAAUGCGGGAGGCGGCUAAGCUUGAGAAGGAAAAGAAGGAAAGCCAAGCAAACUAG